Harmonia axyridis is the source of this 4319-nucleotide messenger RNA. RefSeq lists its product as uncharacterized. The transcript has 2 exons. Gene Ontology annotation, molecular function: nucleic acid binding. NCBI's taxonomy places the organism in Eukaryota, Metazoa, Arthropoda, Insecta, Coleoptera, Coccinellidae. The record is from RefSeq and is a predicted model, not a curated record. Gene Ontology annotation, biological process: DNA integration. The coding region runs from base 799 to 4086 and encodes 1095 amino acids.
AUUCUCGUAUGAAGAUAGAACGCAUAUGUUAAGUGAUAUACAUUUUCAUAUUUCUUUCAAUAAAGAAUUUAAGCAGUUCCACCGCAAUUUAUUACUACGUACACAACAGUUGGCGACGAGGAUCUACGAAUCUACGGUAAAUAACAACGGACAAUACAGAGAAUACCACCGACACGUAUAAGAAUCAUCAAUUACGUUCAAACAAGAUGUCUGCUCCUACACAUUCAAUACAUACAGUGUUUUCAAUCGAAACAUACGAUGUUUCAAAGAAAUUCGACCGUUGGUUAAUGCGCUUGGAAAGUGCCUUCGAAGUUUUCCUGGUUCCUAAUGAGAAAAAGGCUGCAUACUUAUUACAUUACAUGGGACCUGAUGCCUACGAUGUUCUCUGCGACAAAGUAUCACCUGAAAAUCCAAAUAAUAUGGAAUACAAUGACCUAAUUAAGGAAAUGAAACAACAUUACAAUCCUGAACCAUUAGAAAUUGCAGAAAACUUUCGAUUCUUACAAAGGAAACAGAAUGAAGGGGAAAGUGUUCAACAAUACUUAACUACUUUGCAACGUUUAGCUACGACCUGCAAAUUUGGUGAUUAUCUUAAGAAAGCAUUGAGAAAUCAAUUCGUGUUUGGCCUGAGAACACAAAAUAUUCAAAGUCGUUUGUUGGAAAUGAAGGACCUGACUAUAGAGAGGGCUCUAGAAGUAGCUAUCAGUAUGGAAACAUCAGCAAGAGAUGCGGCACAACUACACAGAAGCAAUGUGGCAAGUGCAAGUGUAAACAGUGUUAAGUGUGAAAAAGGCAAUAAUGACCGAUUUUCAUCUAAAAGGGCUUUUGCAAAGUCUUCAUCAAAUAAUUCCAAAAAUGUUAAUUUUAAAAAUUAUUGUUACAGGUGCGGAUCAUCUGGGAAAGGUUUGUUUCAAAAGUAAAAAUACAGAAAGUACAAAUCAAAUUGAAGAACUAUUUUCUAUUGAAUCCGAACAUAUCGAUUACAGGGAAAAAUUUAUGGUCAAAAUUAAAAUUGAAGGUAAAAUUUUAAUUUUUGAAGUAGACAGUGGAGCUGCUGUAAGUAUAAUGAGUUAUUCUAUGUUCAAAAAUUUCUUUCCUACUUUACAAAUUAAAAAAACUGAUUUAAAACUAGUCACUUACUGCAAGAAAGUGUUGGAUGUUGUGGGCUAUUCAAGGGUGGGUUGCAUUUAUGAAACUGAAACUCACAUUUUGAAUUUAUACAUUGUUAAUACCGAUCGAAAACCUAUUUUAGGCCGUGAGUGGAUACGUCAAUUGAACAUUAAAUUACAAAAUAUUAAUCAAAUUUCCGUUAUGAAUACACCUGAAAAUAUUUUAAAAAAAUACCCAAUAGUUUUGGAAAAAUCAAUGGGUAAAAUUCUUAAUAUUCAAGCUCGUCUUAAAUUGAAAAAUAAUGCAACACCUGUUUUCAUCAGAGCUAGAAAGAUUCCAUUCGCUUUACAAUCCAAAGUGGAAGAAGAAUUGUUGAAUUUAGAAAAGGAAGGAAUUUUAGUAAAAGUCAUGCGUUCUGAGUGGGCUACACCCAUUGUACCGGUUGUAAAAGCUAAUGGGAAAAUUCGCAUUUGUGGUGAUUUCAAAAUAACCUUAAAUCCAAACCUCAUUAUAGAUGAGUAUCCUCUACCUUCCAUCGAAAAUUUAUUUUCCACUAUGGCUGGGGGAGAUAAGUUCACGAAAUUAGAUUUACAACAGGCCUAUUUACAAUUAGAAGUACAUCCGGAUGAUCAAAAAUUUUUAACAUUAAGUACACCUAAAGGACUUUUUCAAUGUACUCGAUUAAUGUAUGGGGUUGCUAGUGCGCCUGCUAUUUGGCAACGCCUGAUAGAAAAUUUGCUGAAAGAUAUACCCGGUGUCUCAGUAUUUUUAGAUGACAUCAAGAUAACAGCCCCUGAUGAUAAUACACAUUUCGAGAGACUGGAAAAAGUUUUAUGCAGACUUUCAGAUCAUAAUAUAAGAAUUAAUUACGAAAAAUGCGAAUUUAUGAAAGAUAAAAUAGAAUAUUGCGGCUAUGUUAUAGAUAGGUCGGGCAUACAUAAAGCGAAAAAGAAAAUGGAUGCAAUCCAAAACGCAAAAAUACCUACUAAUAAAACUGAAGUCAGGGCUUUUACAGGUUUAAUCAAUUAUUACGGAAGAUUUUUAGAAAAUCUUAGUUCAAAAUUAUACCCUAUAUACAAUUUAUUGAAAGAAGGUGUAGAUUUCAAAUGGGACAUUAAAUGCCAAAGAGCAUUCGAUACUGUCAAGAAAGAAAUUAGUUCCGAUCGAGUAUUGGCUCAUUUCGAUCCUCAGUUAACAUUAAUUUUGGCUACUGAUGCCAGCCCCUAUGCGGUUGGCGCAGUACUUUCACAUGUUUAUCCAGAUGGUACUGAAAGACCUAUUCAAUUCGCUUCACAAGUUUUAUCGACAGUUCAACAAAAAUAUUCACAAAUUGAUAAAGAAGCAUAUAGCAUUAUUUUUGGUGUCAAGAAAUUCUUUUAUUACCUUUAUGGUAGACGUUUCACCCUGUAUACAGAUCAUAAGCCUCUUAUCCAAAUUUUUUCACCAUCAAAACAUCUUCCAACUUUGUCUACCACAAGAAUGCAACAUUAUGCAUUAUUUUUGCAAACAUUUCAGUACGAUAUUAAAUACAAAAAUUCAAAAGAACAUUCAAAUGCGGACGCUAUGUCCAGAUUACCUACAAACUCGAAGCAAAUUAAUAUGUACGAUGAAUCUGAUGCAUUUGAAAUAUAUCAAAUACAAAAUUUACCUGUCACUUUCGAAGAAUUACGAAUUGAGUCUUCGAAAGAGCGCAGUUUUUCCAAAUUAAUAAAAUCUUUACGCCUAGGUAAACAAGUAUCCAAAAAGGAUCGCUUCAAUGUCGAACAAUCUGAGUUUUCUUUACAGCAAGGCUGCUUGUUCCGUGGACAAACAGUUGUUAUACCACAAUCUUUACGUCCAAAAAUUUUGAAUGAGCUUCACUCAACAUAUUCUGGUAUAAUUAAGACGAAACAAUUGGCUAGAGGUUACUGUUGGUGGCCUGGAAUAUCAGUCGAUAUUGAAAAUAAAAUUAAAAACUGUUCUGAAUGUAAUAAAUUUAAAAAUAAUCCCGCUAAAUUUCCAUUUCAUCCAUGGGAAAAGACAAGUAAACCAUUCGAAAGAGUACAUAUUGACUUUGCCGGACCUUUCAUGAAUCGUUACUUUUUUAUUUUAGUUGAUUCAUAUACUCGUUGGCCGGAAAUACAUGUUGUCAAAAAUAUGACAGUUCAUACUACAAUACCUCUACUUCGAAAAAUUUUCAGUACUUUUGGUCUACCAGCUGUCUUAGUUAGCGAUAAUGGACCCACUUUUACGUCCUUUGAAUUCAAGAAUUUUUUGAGAGAGAAUGGAAUUUUUCACAAGUUCUCACCUCCAUAUCAUCCUGCUACAAAUGGAUUAGCAGAACGAUAUGUUCAGUCUUUCAAGGGUGUUUUAAAAACUCUGGGACAAAAUGAGAGAGACAUCGAAUUGAAUUUGUCUAAAUUUCUUAUUAAUUACCGAAAAAUGCCUCACACCAUUACCGGAGUGAGUCCUUCUUAUCUUAUGUUUGGUAGGGAUAUUCGAACAAGACUUGAUUUAAUUUUGCCUCUAAAAAAAUACGAACUAAAUAUUUCUAAAAAUACUGAUUUUAGAGUUUUCAGAGAGGGGGAAAGAGUCAUGGUUAGGGAAUACCUGGGGUUCGAUAAAUGGCAGUUUGGUACUGUGAGAAAGAAGUUGGGAAGUUUAAUUUAUUUAAUCGAAUUGGAUGAUUCUCGAGUUUGGAAGCGCCAUGUCGAUCAAAUGCGUUCCAUGGGUGAGGACACACCUUUGAAAAUUAGCAACACACCAUCUAACACAUUUAUUGAGCUUCCUACGAUAUUGCCUUCAGCGAAAAAUAAUGACAAUGAUUAUGUUGCUGAAAAGCAAAAUACUUUGGACGGAAAUGUUGUCCAAAAUAAAGAAAUUAAACCAGAUGGUGUACCACUAAAACCAGAAAUUCCAGAUGACGCUUGUACCCUAAGGAGAUCUACACGAUUGCGUAAAGCACCCUCACGAUUGGGAAUUGAAAAUUGUACUUAACUCCUACAGAGGGAGGAAUGUUGUAUCGUGUAUUUAAAUUGUUUGUAUUUCCCGGGGUUUUCUUAGGCGCAUAUAUUGUUAGUGCGCAAGUUAUGUGUGGUCUGGGAGAUUUCCGUCUUGAUCAAUUCAAUUCUCGUAUGAAGAUAGAACGCAUAUGUUAAGUGAUAUACAUUUUCAUAUUUCUUUCAAUAAAGAAUUUAAGCAGUUCCACCGCAAUUUAUUACUACGUACAC